This is a messenger RNA of Anthostomella pinea, 3048 nucleotides long. Lineage: Eukaryota; Fungi; Ascomycota; Sordariomycetes; Xylariales; Xylariaceae. The record is from the annotation of a GenBank genome assembly.
AUGGCUGUUCCGGUUCUGGUAGAUGUUAGCAACUUGCAAGUUGACCUAGACGAUGACUAUUCACUCAAGGAAGCUAUCAGCAUAGUUGAGUCAGAGAUAGCAGACAGACUCUCUGACACAGAGAGCCAAGAACCAUGUUAUCCACCAAGUUUGAAACAAGUGUCAGCUCAGAGCGACACCAUCCAGGAGACAUUCAACAACUCCAAGACCCAGUGGAUCGACGACCCCAUCAUCAGCCAAUGGCGCAGUCCCCAUCACCGAAUCCAUGAUGUCCUCUCAGAAAUCAACGACCUGCACACCACCUGGAGGUCCAGACAACUCCAGCCCUUCUCUCCCUCAUCAGACGAUCUCUGGCUCCAGACUGGUCGCGUACUCGCCGAGGUCGGCCUCCCCUGGCACAACAACCAGAUCAACAUGCCGAACGAGAUCGACACGAGCUGGCCCUUCCAUUUCAAGUCUUUUGAGACGAAGGUGCUCCAAGCUAAGGGCGCUCGUGUGGGCGAUCCGAACCCGUCCGGGUACGUGUGCAGUUCCAGCGAGGCCAACCUGUACUGCAUCCGCGCACUGCAGCAGGAACUGCGAGAGAUCGCUCCUACGCAGCGGCCCUUGUUGGUAUACGAUCACUUCGAUAUCUCUGUUCUUGAGUCCGUCGAGAGCUUCUUCGGACUGGAGACGCAUCAUGUGGAUCUGUCCGAAGGAGAAAAAGCCAUCAUGCAUUACCUGAAGGACGUUACAUGUGCCGGAGCCAGACCAAUCAUAUUCGCAGCCACACUGGCGAACCAGAACGGCGUCUGUGACGAUAUGGGGCUCAUAUGCAAGAUCACGGAGAAAUUUCCCCUUAUUCUCCAUGUCGAUGCUUCGCGCAACUUCGAUUACAUCACAACCCUGAGCGAGAACGGCCGCACUCGCUUGGAGAUCGAGAAGUUCACCUUGGGAGUCAAGCCCUUGAAAGAUUCUGUUCGAGCCCCCAAUGGGUCAAUAUUGGUCAGUACCAUCGUCGCCGGCAGCUCAAGCCAUGCCUCUUGGGCACCGGCAGCUGCGUUGAAACCGGCUUCACUGGGUGAGAAACAAGCAAGAGUCGCGUAUAUCCGGGCUUCGGACUCGACUCUUGCGGGCUCUCGAGAUGCUCUUGCACCGUUGUGGAUGGCACUGCAAGAGAUGCGUCUGGGGGAAUCGGGGUUUCGACAGGUUUACGAACACUGCGCUGGCGUGCGAGCUGAGUUGCUUCGGGCCCUUGAAUCUUGGGGUAUCUCGGCGAUUACAGUCCCUUACAGUCUUGAUAUUCUCCUCAAACGCUCCUCAGCGGUGCAGAUGGAGCGACUCGCGGAGCUAGGAGGCAUUGUGGUCAACAAUGGGGACGUCAUGCUUACGGUACGGCCGAACGUCAAGCCCAGUGAUAUUGAAUCGGUCAUCGAGAUCAUGUCGCUGAAGCCUCGUCCUGCCGACCACUUGGCAGAGCUCCCUCCAUACAUCGACUUCUCGACUCUCUACCCGAUCCCUCAGACCAUCAUCGGCGAGCUCAAGGCGAAAGUGCAAUCAUGGAAAAUUGCAACCCGAUCCGCGACCGGCUACCCAUUCCACAUGGGCUCCUACUCCGCCCUCGGGCCCGUCGUCGGCCGCUUUCUAGACAUCAACAUACCCCAAGACUGUAUCAAAACCAAAGCUGACGAAGUCCUGACAGCCCGACUAAGCGCAUUCGGUCUCCGCAUGCCUGAAGAGCGAUCGCUAUUCAAGGGUGCUUUCACUAAUGGAAGCACAAUGGGCAACCGCGUGGGCAUCCACGUUGCUCUCAAGAAUUUCCGAGGCGCAGUCGUAUACUUCUCCGCCGAGACUCACUACAGCGUGGCGAAGACAGCGCGGGACUGCGACGGGCUCACGAAUCGCUGGUCCGGCAGUGGACCGCGAUACUCUCAGAUCCCGUGCGGUGCGGACGGAAGCAUUCUUGUCGAUGCGCUCGUGAGGCAAGCCGUCGAGGAUAAGAAGCGGUGUCUUGAACGCGGCGACAGCUACCGUAUGGUCCUGUUCGCAAAUAUGGGCACGACUUUCGUCGGGGCUCGAGACGACAUCACGCGCAUCCACGACAGCCUGGCUAAAGUCGGUAUCGCCAUCUCGUACAUCCACGUGGACGGCGCCCUCGACUUCGGCUUCGACAACUGCGGCAUCAGGCUAGGGCCACCAGGAAGCCAAGGGCCUGACGGAACGCCCAUGGUCCAAGGCGUGACGCUCAGCCACCACAAAGCUCUAGGCCACACGGUCUCCGGCGAGGUGCUAUGUUUCAGUCCCAGAGACGAACUCCCAUCAUUAGCUGCGAGCGUAGACCCAAGAGCCGUCUUCGAGACUUGGCUCUACUCUCGGAUCUACGCACCAGACGAUGUCGGCCAGAUGCUGAAUCAAUGCCAGGAUAACGCCGCACACUUGGAGGCUAGACUUCGACGCAUCGGCGUCGUGACGAAACGGAAUCCGCAAAGCAUCAUUACGGUCUUUGAGAGACCGCCCGCGUGGAUCAUCGAGGAGUUCUCGUUGAGACCGGAGGGUGACUGGGUCCACUUCAUUGCGAUGCCACAUGUUUCUCGGGAGACUGUCGACCUUUUCGUCGAGCGUAUCGCGUGGGUGGAUAGGCAGUGCGAGGUGGCCUUCAGCUACGUGGCCCCUUUAUUCGAAGCGGCACUGCUGCUUCCGGUCAAGCUCAGACGGCUUCAAUGUCGGAACCCGUUGACUAAGAAAGUAGCAGAGCUUGAUAUCAGUGUAGGCUCCGGUGACAGUCCGGACACUGUGAUCAAAGCUAUUCUACGCGGUGCUUUAUCAGUCGCCGUCCUCGAUGCGGACGACCGGCUUCAGGCCGUGAUACUCGUCGAUUCGGCUCGCGACAAGUCAAUGCACGCUGGUCCGGUUCUACUCGGUUCGUAUCAUCGUAGCAACAGCGCAGCGGUAGUCGAUAUAGCCAAGCAGCUAGUGGGCUUCAUGGGGCGGCACAUGGAUGCCAUGUUGAGGGUCGAUGACAGGAGCAACGUGGUGUACAAUUUCUGCGACCGAGGGUACAGUAGUUAG